AUGUCGCAGCUGGCAGAUAAGGUAAUUAAGAAGGUUCCAUCGGCUGGGUCGAAUGUAAAGCCACAUGGGAAGCCCUUGGCUCGGGCUAUAUCGUCCAGUUUACCGACAGCAUCGCAAAAACGGGUUCGUUCGAAUAUGAUGGUUGGAUCUGAAGAGCAAGGUUAUAAUAUUAAGGUUUAUGUACGGUGCCGGUCACGGAAUGUACGGGAGAUCAAGGAGAAGUCUAGUGUGGUUGUUUCUACGUUAGGAUCACAAGGUCGGGAGAUUAUUCUUAGCAAUCAAUCUACGGGCAAUAAUAAGACAUAUACGUUUGACCAAGUUUUUGGGGUUGAAAGUGAUCAGGAAUCGUUGUUUGAUAAGGUUGCUCGGGCUUAUAUUACUGAGAUGCUUGAAGGUUAUAACUGCACAGUAUUUGCGUAUGGGCAGACGGGGACAGGGAAGACCUACACUAUGAGUGGGGAUAUUAGUGUGGUUGGGGCUUCUUUGGAGGAUCCAAACUAUGUACUAUUGAGCGAACAUGCAGGAAUUAUACCCCGUGUACUUGUUGAGUUAUUUCAACAAUUGCAGAGGGAGAGUGAGGAUUAUUCUGUGAAGGUUUCAUUUUUAGAGUUGUACAAUGAGAAGCUUAGAGAUUUAUUGGUUGAAGAUAAGGAGCCAUUGAUAGAUGAAGGUGGAAUAGGUGGCGGGGUGGCAAAUUCACCAGAGACAAUAAGGAUAUAUGACAAUCUGAAGCUUGAUAGAAGCAAUUCUUCUGGGCAUUCGAUUAUGGUGAAGGGUAUGGAGGAGAUGUAUAUACGUUCUGCUCAGGAGGGUCUAAAAUUAUUAAUGGAAGGUUCAUUGAAAAGAAAAGUAGCUGCAACAAGGUGCAAUGACUUAUCAUCUAGAUCUCAUACAAUUUUUACGAUCACCACCAAUGUCACCAAAAUCCACCCAAUUUCUGGGGAGCAAUAUGUCAAGAUUGGCAAAUUGAAUCUUGUCGAUUUAGCAGGUUCCGAAAAUAUCAAUAGAUCUGGGGCUGAAAAUAAGAGAGCUCAAGAAGCAGGAUUAAUCAACAAGUCGUUGCUAACUUUAGGUCGAGUAAUAAAUGCUUUAGUUGACCAUUCCCAACACAUUCCAUACCGGGAAUCGAAAUUAACCAGAUUGUUACAGGAUUCAUUGGGCGGAAAAACCAAAACAUGUAUUAUUGCCACGGUCUCACCUGCCAAAACCUCGAUGGAGGAAACCGCGAGUACUUUGGAAUAUGCAACCAGGGCAAAAUCAAUCAAAAAUACUCCACAGAUUAAUCAGUUAAUGGCAAAGGAAUCGUGUAUCCUUGGAUAUAUUAAAGAAAUUGAAAAGCUUCGUAAAAAUUUAAAAGCGAACCAUGCUAAAGAAGGUAUAUACAUUACAGAGGAAAAAUACGAGACCUAUGAAAGUAAUUGCAUUUUAGUAGAAGAACAACAAGCCAAGAUUGACAAUCUACAAGAACAAAUCAAGCGAUUCAAAGAAAAAUAUUUGGAACAAACGAAAUUAGUUAAAGAAAAAGAUACACAAGUCAAGAUGAUAAAAAGUAUAAAUGAGCGUAUCACAAUGUAUAAUAAAAAGCUUACUGAUUACUUGGAUAAACUUCGAUUUCGAGUCGAGGACUAUGAGAUUAAGGUCAAUGAUAUUCACAAUAACAACAUGAAACUCUUACUGAAUUUGAACAAUAAUCGCGAAUCAAUUUAUGACAGCCUCAUCUCAAAGACUAAGCAUAUUGAAAUGUCGAAUGAACUUUUACUAAAAGAGGUGAACGGAUUAAUUUUAAUUAGAGAUACACUAAAAUCAUACAACGAAAGGUUUAAAACAGUUAUUACAGGUGUUUUCCAUGAACUACAAGAAAAGAUGCAACAUGUUCUGCACUUAUCUCAUCAAAACAAUUUGAAUUUAGAUUUAGGUUAUGUAGAUGCGAAGUUUGGAGAGAUAAUUAAAGUUGUUGAAGAAUGUUCGCAGAGCCUUUUGCUGAAUUUAGAUCAAAGUCUAGCUGGUAUGAAGUCUGAGACUAUCCAGAAUGCUGCAUAUAGUACAGUUGAACUUCAAAGGGAAAGUGACACGCUUUAUGAAAGAUUGAAAGAGUUCAUUGAGAAGAUAAAAUGUGAAGUGGAUUUUUCAUUGCAAAAUGUUGUUAAGGGAAUCCAUACUAGGGGUGUGGAUGUGAUCGAUUUAGUAAGAAGUACCAAGGAUGAAUUGGUAUCAGGAAAAUUAAAACUUCAAAGUGAUCUUGAAGAGCAAAAGCAAAAGCAUUCUGAGGAGGCCAUGGAUAUACAGUCAUGUAUUAACCAGCUUAUUGAACAGGAAAGGCGAAGGACUAGUGACACUAUGAAGGCCAGCUAUGAAUUUCUCAAAAAGCAGAUGGAAGAAACAGAAUUACGCCAAGCAUUAUUUGAAAACAAUAUCACUGAAAAGCUUCAAGGUAUUAUUGCUAAUUAUAACAACGGUAUGGUUAAUAUGUCAUCAUAUGGCAUAGAAAAAACACACUUAAAUGCGAUGGAUGGUAUAUGUUCAAUCGAAAGUCAAAUAUCGAAAGCCCAAGAAAGCCUUCAAAACGAUAUGAAACAAUAUCGAGAAUGCUGUAUUUCUGUCUGUUCUCCAGAAACAGUUACCGGCAAAUUUGAUGAAUAUAAUGAAAAAGUUAAGGUUAUAAUAGAUGAGAAGCUUGUUCCUAGACUAAAUCACAUGAUGGAAGGAAGCUAUUCCUCUCUUGCAGCUCAUUUUAAGUCUUAUGACACAAACGUAGUUACCACUGUGGACAAUAAGAGAGGCGUACUUUGCUCUGUGGUUGGCGAUCUAAAUACAUCGGCUAAUAGCUUUGUUUCAGACGUUAAUUCUUUAGUAAAAUACUUUUCACAAGAACAUAGGGAUAAUGUUAAGCAGAUUAUCGAAACUCAGGGUGAGAUAUUUCAUGAACAGAUUGGGUCCGUUAAAGAAAUAUCACAACAAUUGGAGAAAUUGACUAAGGAUAAGUCUAUCUUGGAAAACUUACCACGGUUAUCCCAUGACAUGGAAUCUGCAGUGGGCGAUUUACCUAGCAUAGACAAGAUAAUUAAAAAUUUCGAUGUUCUUGAUGAUUCCCUCACAGCAUCCGAUGAUACAUCUAGCAAAAGUGGUGACAUUCUGGUGCCAGUGAAGGAGAACAUUAAAUCCGCUUUUCUAGAGCAAAAUGAAAAGAUCUUUUAUCCCACAACUCCGAUGCCUAUUCCAGACCACCCCUUAACGAAGGUUCUAGCUCCAAGAAGCAUCAAUUCUAGUAUCAAAAAUUUGAGACGUAUGACUAUGGACAUAACUGAAAACAUACGUGAUUCUUCAACAGAUGACGACAUGGCGGGGGCACGAGACUUAAAUAGAAGGUAUACUUUUUCUGCGAAGGUGUUGAAAGAGGAGCAAUGA
Messenger RNA from Eremothecium cymbalariae DBVPG#7215, 3405 nucleotides. RefSeq names its product Kip1p (gene KIP1). Lineage: Eukaryota; Fungi; Ascomycota; Saccharomycetes; Saccharomycetales; Saccharomycetaceae. Gene Ontology annotation, molecular function: plus-end-directed microtubule motor activity; microtubule binding; ATP binding. The transcript has a single exon. Gene Ontology annotation, cellular component: nucleus; spindle microtubule. Gene Ontology annotation, biological process: microtubule-based movement; mitotic spindle assembly. Bases 1 to 3405 code for a protein of 1134 amino acids. The record is from RefSeq and is a predicted model, not a curated record.